CUAGUAAAAUAAAAAGAAAGUGAGAUUCAUAUUUGCGGUGUAACAUUAACCAAAAAAUGGAAAUCCAAUCCAGCCUCUCUCUUGAGCAGAUCAGACUCUGUGUGAUAGAUGGCUUCUUGUGAAGGAUGCUAUCAACCCGACUCCGAUGGCAUCCCAAUAGAUCUAUUCGUGUCCAAGAAGAACCCACGACACAGAAUCAUCACCUCCAGUGGUUUCAGUCUCAGAUUCACCGAUUCUUCUGCUAAUUUAGUUUUCUCUGUUGACCCUCCUUCUAUUCGUGGAUCACCAGCUCCUCCUACGUUUAUUAAGCGUCUACUUACCGAUGCUUCUGGGAAUCUCCUCAUUUCCAUUGCUCAUAAACAGAAAGCAAUGUGGCAGGGUUUUAGGGAGGACAGUAGUGAAGAGAAGGAUGUUAUAUUCAGAGUAGAGAGGACGAUAAAGACACUUACUAGAUUAGAGUUUCAAGUGUUCCUUCCUAACAACAAGUCUGAUCUCAAGAUGAGAGGUUCCCCCUUCUAUAGAUCCUGCACUAUUUAUAACGGUGACUCAGUACUAGCGCAGACUAGUCUUAUGUACAAGCUUGGGCUGCAGAAGAAGCUGCUUGUACCAAGGAAUAGGUUUCGACUAACCAUCUUCCCCGACGGAUACGCUCAUCGUGCCCUCAUUGUUGCUUUGACGGCCAUAUUUUUCCAUGGUCGGAAGUUGUGGAUUUAAACUAUUUGUCCAUUGAAACUUAAAACUCAUUUACUCUUAACAUUCUUACAUUACACCUAUUAUGUUUUUUGAAUCUGGACCAGUUUUGUCUUAUUCACCAAAUGAUCAUGGACCAUUUUGUUCUUUUGCAAGUGUUAUUUCUGUUGAUUUAUUAAUAAAAAUUCAAAAGCAUUGUACC
Messenger RNA from Cynara cardunculus var. scolymus (artichoke), 892 nucleotides. Its product is annotated as protein LURP-one-related 7. The coding region runs from base 109 to 714 and encodes 201 amino acids. The record is from RefSeq and is a predicted model, not a curated record. The transcript has 3 exons. Lineage: Eukaryota; Viridiplantae; Streptophyta; Magnoliopsida; Asterales; Asteraceae.